AUGUUUUGUUCAUUCCACCAGUCGGUGACGCACAAUACGUGGGGCUGCCAAGGACUGACACCGAUCAUCAGCCAACCGACCCCCAAAGGAUAUCGCCGUCGUUCCCCGUCCCCUGAUAGACGAGAUCGGCACCGAUCGACUGGCCGGCAAGAGGAAGAAAGAAAGGAGCCCGAGUGCCAUCACCAUCAGCGGAGGGAGGAAACUAAUCGCUCCAGGAUCCCGGCCAAGCGAAAUAGGUCAUCUGCCCAGGAAGAGGAAAACAGAAACAACCCUUUCCGGGGAAAGAUAGGCAUGAUUGCCAGAGGGUCGAUCGAUGGCGACUUCAACCGGGCCAGGAAAUCAUACGCUCGACGCCUGGAGAUCCAUGUCAUAGGGUGCAACAAAGAGAAGACCGAAGGGCCUCAAAUCAGCUUCGGCCCCAGCGAUCUGGAGGGGGUCGAGAUCCCUCAUGAUGAUGCGCUGAUCAUCCGAGCAGUGAUCGCCAACAACACCAUUCACCGGACCUUCGUCGACACGGGGAGUUCGCGAGUUUGCAUCGACUUCUACGAUCUCAACAAGGCCUUCCCAAAAGACUUCUAUCCACUGCCUAGGAUAGAUCAACUGGUGGACUUGACGGCGGGCUGCAAGCUGAUCUGCAUGCUCGACGUGUAUCAAAGAUACCAUCAAGUGUCGCUCGCCCGCGAGAAUCAAGAGAAGAUCAACUUCAUUACGGCCGACGGAAUAUACUGCUACAACGCCAUGUCGUUCGGAUUGAAGAACGCCGAAGCUACCUACCAGAGGCUAAUGAAUAAAGUGUUCCUACGGAAGAUCAACCAUAAUAUGGAGGUAUACGUCGAUGGCAUACUUAUCAAAUCCCUCUGA
Zingiber officinale is the source of this 861-nucleotide messenger RNA. RefSeq lists its product as uncharacterized. The record is from RefSeq and is a predicted model, not a curated record. The transcript is spliced from 2 exons. NCBI's taxonomy places the organism in Eukaryota, Viridiplantae, Streptophyta, Magnoliopsida, Zingiberales, Zingiberaceae. Bases 1 to 861 code for a protein of 286 amino acids.